CGCGGCGGGCGCUGCCAGUCCCUCCUGCUCCGGAGCGAGCCGCGCGCCCCCCGCGGGUCAUGUGUCAGUGAGUGCAGUGCAGAGUGCAGUGCAGUGUGCAGCUUAGCCUCUCCCGGCGCAGACAAGAUGUCCGUCAUCUCGGUGGUGCUGGGCGGGUUCGGCGCGUCCGCGACGCGCCCGGAGAUGCUCACGUCGGCGCUGCUUGUGGGCGCGCUCGGCGCGGCCGUGCUCUACUACAUGCUGUACUCGUGGAAGCGGCGCCGCAUGUACUCUCUGGCGGCCAAGAUCCCGGGGCCCACCGGGCUGCCCGUCAUCGGGAACGUGUUCGACGUCGUCGGCGACACGGAGGAGACGGUCCGCAAGACCAUGGCGCAGUUCCAGCAGUUCCGACCCACCUACAAGUACUGGCUGGGGCCGCUGCUGCUCGUGGCGCUCACCGACCCGCGCGACCUCGAGAUCGUGCUCAACAACUACAAGUACACCGACAAGUCGCACUUCUACAACGUGUUCCACCCUCUCGGCGGCCAGGGCGUGUUCAACGCCGCGGGUGACCAGUGGCGGCGCAACCGCAAGAUCAUCUCCCCCGCCUUCAACUUCAACUUCUUGGUGCAGUUCGUGGCCGUCUUCCACGAGAUGGCCAUGCGGCUUGUGGGCAAGAUGAAGGCGCGCGCCGACGGCCAGAGCUUCGACUCGUACAAGCUGGUCGAGCUGUGCACGCUGGACGCUAUCGCUGUCACCGCCAUGGGUGUGGACGUCAACGCCCAGGACGACGACAACAGCGAGUGGAUCCGUGCCAUUCGGCGCUGCUUCCAGAUCACGCGAGAGCGCCUCGUCAAGCCGUGGCUGCUCCCGGACGCCACCUUCUACCUCACCAAGGAUUCCAGGGACCAGCAGGUCUGCUUGGACAUUGUUAACAAGUUUGCGCACGAGGUCAUCAGUCGCAAAAAGGCCGAGUACCGCAAAGCCAAGGCGGAGCUCGACGCCGACCCUGUCGCUUCCAAGGCCGCCGCCAAGGCUCGCGAGCAGUCCCGCCUUCAGCAGGACGACGACGAGGUCGUCGGAGUGCGCAAGAAGCAGACCUUCCUCGAACUGCUCAUAGAGAGGUCCGAGAGCGAGGACGGCUGCGCGCUCACCGACAACGAGCUGCGCGACGAGGUCGUCACCCUGCUCAUCGCCGGCCAGGACACGACCGCCACCGACAACUGCUUCAACCUCCUCAUGCUCGCCCUGCACCAGGACGUCCAGGAGGCCGUGCACCAAGAGCUGCUCGACAUCAUGGGCGACGACCCGAGCACCUGCCCGACGUACAACGACCUCAACCAGAUGAAGCACCUGGAGCGCGUCAUCAAGGAGACGCUGCGCCUGUACCCGUCCGCGCCGUUCAUCGGCCGCGACCUGGACCACGAGCUGGACGUGACGGACUACCGCCUGCCCGCCGGCUGCACCGUGCUGCUGGGGCUGUACGGCACGCACCGCCUGCCCGACCACUGGCCGGAGCCCGACAAGUUCGACCCGGACCGCUUCCUCCCCGAGCGGAGCGUGGGCCGCCACCCGUACGCCUUCGUGCCCUUCAGCGGGGGGCCGCGCAACUGCGUGGGCCAGAAGUACGCCAUGCUGCAGAUGAAGACCAUCCUGUCCACGGUGAUCCGCCACUUCCAGAUCCUCCCCGGCCAGGACUGCGAGAGCAUGGAGAAGUUCCGGCUGCAGGUGGACUUUUCCAUGACGGUGGCCGGCGGCCACAACAUCCGGCUGGUGCCCCGGUACCAGGGCAUGCCCGAACGCAUGCGUUCGCUCUGAUGGCCCGCAGCCCCAUCGAGAGCGUGCUGGCGCUGACCAGCACUCUAAAGACUGGAGGCCCACCCCCGCCGGGCCCGAGGCGCCCCACAACCUCGUGAUAAGGCACGGACGAACGACUUCCUUGAGCCAAUUAUUUUUAUGUGCUGGUGUUUUCUGUUCGAAGGGUGCGGGACUAUCGACCUUGUCCGUAGUCGUAUCCCCCCCCCCUUCCCCCUCUGCGCGGAUUACUCGACUCUCGCGAACGGGUACUACUAGCUGCGCGCUCGGCUCGCACGUCUGAUAGUCAAGAGCAGCUGAGAAUUAAGAUCCUGGAAAGAAAAA
Messenger RNA from Frankliniella occidentalis (western flower thrips), 2118 nucleotides. Its product is annotated as cytochrome P450 4C1-like. The record is from RefSeq and is a predicted model, not a curated record. The transcript has a single exon. Gene Ontology annotation, molecular function: iron ion binding; heme binding; monooxygenase activity. NCBI's taxonomy places the organism in Eukaryota, Metazoa, Arthropoda, Insecta, Thysanoptera, Thripidae. The coding region runs from base 127 to 1797 and encodes 556 amino acids.